This is a messenger RNA of Trichoderma virens Gv29-8, 3792 nucleotides long. RefSeq lists its product as uncharacterized. NCBI's taxonomy places the organism in Eukaryota, Fungi, Ascomycota, Sordariomycetes, Hypocreales, Hypocreaceae. The transcript has 3 exons. Gene Ontology annotation, cellular component: nucleus. The record is from RefSeq and is a predicted model, not a curated record. Gene Ontology annotation, molecular function: ubiquitin protein ligase activity; ATP-dependent chromatin remodeler activity; ATP binding. Gene Ontology annotation, biological process: DNA damage response; protein polyubiquitination. Bases 1 to 3792 code for a protein of 1263 amino acids.
AUGACAAUCUCUCUGCAGCUUUUCUGGAAUGAAACAUCAUCCCCGUAUGCGCCUUUGAGAAGAAACGACGAGCGCCGAUGCAGCGAGAAGCUGAUAAACACCUUCUUUUCCCCGCAAGAGAGGACGCUCAACCCCGCUUCAUGGUCGCCCAUGGAUUUCUAUAAUGCGGCGCACGUACCGCCAAAAGAUGAUACCACCUCCCUCUCUAUUCAUGUUCCUGGUCUAAACGCUACCCUUUUCCCUUACCAAAAGCGGACGCUGCAAUGGCUAUUGCGCCGGGAAGGCGUGAAAUGGACCACGCAAGACACAGCUAUCCAGCCAUUGUUGGGGGAAGAGCAGAAGCUGGGCCUAGAUCUUUUCCGUGCCGUGAAUGAUGCCGACAACCGCAAGAUAUAUCUUAGUGAUGUAUUCCAGACCGUUACCCGAGAUCCCACUCUCUACUACCAGGCCAGCAAACUCGUCAAAGGCGGUAUUCUAGCGGAGGAAAUGGGGCUGGGAAAGACUCUGGAAAUGAUUAGCCUCAUCCUUUUGCAUAGGCGGCGACCCGAGCACAUUCUGGAUUUCCUACCAGGCCAAGAAAACCUUGUUCCUAGCGACGCAACUUUUAUUGUGACUCCGAAAUCCUUGCAGCCGCAGUGGAUAUCUGAAUUAUCGCGUCAUGCUCCAGGAUUACGUGUAAAGCAUUAUACCGGAUGUCGAGGGGUUGAUAAAGAGGACGAAGCCCGGCUUGUAGCUGAGCUAGCUGGGUAUGAUGUGGUAGUGACGACUUACAGUGUGUUGUCUGCAGAGCUUCAUUUUGCAAUCAACCCUCCCGAGCGAUCCCGCAGAUUCGAAAGGGCGUAUCGCCGAGUCCUUUCACCUCUCGUCCAGAUAUUAUGGUGGAGAGUCUGUCUUGACGAAGCGCAGAUGAUUGAAAGCGGUGUCAGCCAGGCGGCAGCAUUGGCGAGAGUAAUUCCUCGAGUGAAUGCCUGGGGCGUCACUGGUACACCAGUCAAAGACGACGUAAAAGAUCUUCUUGGCUUGCUCUCUUUCUUGAGAUAUGAGCCCUACUGCUCAACGCCGCAGGUCUGGCAGGCACUCACUACGCAUCAUAAGUCAUUAUUCCAGCAACUCUUCGAGUCGAUAUCUAUUCGACAUACAAAAGCGUUGGUAAGAGAUGAGAUAUCUCUGCCUCCACAAAGGCGAUUCGUCAUCACAAUGCCCUUUACUGCGGUAGAAGAACAACAUUACCAGUCAUUAUAUAAAGAAAUGGCGGAAGCGUGCAAGCUCAAUACGGAAGGCGGCCCUCUAGCAGAGGACUGGGAUCCUGAGGAAUAUGAAGAUGUUAUGAGAUUGUGGCUCAACAGACUAAGACAAACUGCUCUCCAUCCAGAAGUUGGCGUCUACGGACGCCGAGUACUAGGAAGCAAGGAACGCCCCAUGAGAACAGUGGAAGAGGUGUUGAAUGCCAUGUUGGAGCAAGGUGAGACUGCUAUCAGGAUCGAUGAACGAGCGUAUCUUUCGAGCAGACUGUUCUUGGGCCAGCUAUUUGAAAACAGCCCUCGAGUUAGAGAGGCUCUAGAGAUUUGGGAAGAAGUACAGGGCGAGUCUGCCAAGCUGGUAACCGAUGCCCAGACAGCACUUCGGGAAGCACUCCGCGAGAGGAGAGGGGCCAAGGAUGCGGGCGAUGCUUUGGAGAGGGUGCAAGAUGUGUCAGAUUCAGACAUUGAGUCAGAUGAAGAGGCCGAGGAAGAGGUUGGAAGUAAAGGCAAACUGGGCGAACUGCAGAACCGGUUAAGGAACAGCCUUGAGCUGCAUCACAAGGCUGUCUUCUUUUGUGCCAACGCAUACUUUCAAAUCAGGGAUAAUCAAGAGAUGACAACGCCCGACUCGGAAGAAUUUCAGCGCUUGAAAAAGCUUGAGGAUGAUGGUUACGAGAGUGCCAAGAUGAUUCGUAGGAAGAUUCUUGGUGAGGGUCAUCGCAAGGCCAUGCGGCUCGUGAAGAAAAUCGCCCUGAAAGCCAAUGAUCAGACUUUUGUCGAGAUUCCAGAGCUCAUUAUGAAGAGCGAGAGGGGCAUCGAAAGUGGCAGCAUUGUCGACAGUCUCCAGAUUCUCUACGAUGAGCUCAAUGAGCAGGCAAAUUUGAUUGACGAAUGGAGAGAGCAAGUCGUUCAGCUCCUCUUACGACCACUUAUUGAUGAAGAGGAGAGCACAGAGACUACCGGAGAGGAGCUUGCAGAUUCUACCAAAGUUCAAGAGGAACUGAUGGUCUAUGUUCAAGUACUUCGUGCCAUCAUCGCCGACCGUCAGUUUGUCAUAUCAGGUCAAACGAAUGGACUGGUGAGACACGAGAUCGAGACGUCUAUCAGACUGGCAAAAGAAGGAGACGGGCCUGCUCCAUUGAAGCUCAUUGAACUGGUCCGUAGGCGCGCUGAAGUCAAGCCUAGAACGGCCAAGAUGUCCAUGCGCGGCGCCAUCAGCGAGCUGCGCAGCUUGGUGUCUAAACUUACCAGAGAUACGGGCCAGAGCCAGAGAGAACUUCUAGAGUCGACCAUUGCGUCAAAGUUGAUGAAGACAACUCAGACGCUGCUCGGGGAACAGAAUAAGGCGGCGGUGGCUUUGGAAGCAGAAGUCGAAAGCUUCAAAAGAGCAAUGAAUGCUCGGCUAGAUUACUAUCGACAGCUGCAGGCCGUUUCCGAUGAUGUGCUCCCUCUUGAAACACCCAAGACCGAAGAGGCUAUUGAGAAGGCCAGGAAAAAUAUUGAGGAUCUUCACAAAAAGCUCCUCUCCGGUGAGGCCAAACAUCGAUACUUGUUGAGCUUGAAGGAAACCGGAUCCAAAUCCAACGAGCCCCGGAUGUGCGUCAUUUGCCAGAUGCCAUUCAUGACUGGUGUUUUGACCGUAUGUGGCCAUCAGUUCUGCAAGGAAUGCAUCAUGAUGUGGUUCAAAGCCCACCGCAACUGUCCUGUCUGUAAGAGAGUUCUUAAGGCGGACAAUCUUCAUGACAUAAUUAUCAAGCCUCGACAGCUGCAGGUGCACGGCGAGGACUCGAAUCUGCCGAAAGGGGAUAUCCGCGACGAUAACCCGCAGGAGCGUCGGGGCUCUUCGAAGCAGACGAUGCUCUAUUCAGAGUUUGACGCUGGAGAGCUUGAACAGAUGAAGAAUAUCGAGCUGGAUGGUCCGUCAUUUACGACAAAAGUCGAUACCUUGGUUCGACAUCUGAUGUGGCUGCGCGAGUCUGAUCCCGGCGCAAAGUCUAUUGUAUUCUCUCAAUACAAAGACUUUUUGAACAUCUUACGCAAUGCCUUUUCCCGCUUCCGCAUUGGAUACGCUUCAAUCGACGACCCUGAUGGCAUCACAAGAUUCAAAGAAGACCCUGCCGUGGAAUGCUUUCUUCUCCAUGCCAGAGCUCACUCAAGCGGCCUGAAUCUCGUCAAUGCCAGCCACGUCUUCUUAUGCGAGCCUCUUCUCAACACUGCUCUCGAACUGCAAGCAAUCGCCCGUGUGGACAGAAUCGGCCAGCGGCACGAAACGACGGUGUGGCUCUAUAUUGUCUCUGGGACGGUAGAGGAGUCGAUUUAUAAUCUCUCGGUUCGACGGCGCAUGGAGCACAUGGGUAGGAACCUCAAGGGGAAAUCUAAGGAGUCGACACCGGAGCUGUUGGACGCCAAUAUUGAGGAGGCCAAUACGCUAGAGUUGGAGCAGGCUGCUUUGUCGAAGCUCAUGAGCAAGGAUCGGUCUGCGGGUGAGAUGGUGGAUCGAAGCGAUUUGUGGGAGUGUCUGUUUGGACAUGUGAAUGCGCAGCGGAGUUGA